Molecule: messenger RNA, 941 nt
Organism: Plectropomus leopardus (leopard coralgrouper)
Lineage: Eukaryota; Metazoa; Chordata; Actinopteri; Perciformes; Serranidae
Gene: fgfbp1a
Product: fibroblast growth factor binding protein 1a
Biological process (GO): cell-cell signaling
Molecular function (GO): growth factor binding
Source: RefSeq, a predicted model, not a curated record
UGUGUGUGUGUGUGUUUGUGUGUGAGGGGGAGGGCUGUAUUGCAGCAGCGUACUGAAGCUGCAGGUAGAGUAAAGACGACUCUCAGGUGUCUGGACUGUAAACCUAAAAUUUAUCCCUGAAAACUUCAGGGUGUUUCGUGCUGGUUUCAUGGCUUUUUUUACCAAUGUCACCAUCCUGCUGGUCCUAGCGUGUAUUUCCCAUCAGCUGGUGUUGAGCAGCUGCCAGAAGAGCCAUGGGCGAAAGGGGAGAGGCGUGGACAGAGGACAACACAAGGACAGGCCAGGGCUGAAAGUGGGCCGCCAACCCAAAUCUGUCUCUUCGCAGCCCAUUAAAGGCAAAAUGGUCUCCAAAGACAAGUCAGAGUGCACCUGGGCAGCAACAGGUGAGGGUCUCUUCAUCCUUGGUAUCACCUGCAAGAAGAUGGACAGGAGCUACAGCUGUGAAUAUGUCGCCAGACUGGAUCUUUGUCCCCAGUAUGCCUCCAAUGUCCGGCUUUACUGGAAGCAAAUCGCCAGGGCACUGAGGAAGCAAAAGAGUUUGUGCCAGGACAGUCGUGCGUUGAUCAAGGCGGGAGUGUGCAGGAGAGCUGCCAGAGAUGCUCAUUUCAGACUCCGUAAUGCACAGAGGAAGACUGAUCCACCUUCCACUCCACCACCAUCUCCCCGAGCUGUCAAAUCCUGUCAACCUAAUAACAGGAAAUUGGCUGAGGAGCACUGCCACGACUCCUGGUCGAGUUUCUGCACAUUCUUUUUCACGAUGCUGCAGGAUUAUGAUUGCUGAUCCAGAAACAGUGGAGACUAAAAUCAAUUCAGCUCUCUUUGCUGUCACAUUAACACUUGUCUCAUUAGAUAUUCUUCAUAGAUGCCACUAAAGAAGUAUUUCUCCACGUUGUUAACAGCCAUUCUACCUUCAAUAAACACUUUUUCUAUCUAUUCUUUAA